AAAAAAAUAUUUAUUUUUCAAUUUAUUUUCGUGGAUAUAAAUUUUUAAGAGUAUCGUUUUGUGCUCGUCUCGAAGUUUCAUCUUGAAGAAUUUGUUUAAGAACGGCCAAUUCUCUUUCAGCCUAAAAAAUAUUUUUAAUUGAAAAAUUAUUAUUUUUCUCGCCUUUUCACGUGCAGCACCCUCUUGAGCUAUUUUUUGUCUAAGAAAAACUAAUUCUUGUUUUGCUUCGUUUGCCUCUUUUUCUGCAUAUUGGAGUUUUUGUUGAGGCUAUAUUCAAAUAAAAAAAUUUUUGAAUUUUAAAUUAGUCGAAUCUCACUAUAGGAUACCCCCAAUACUAUAAUUUUUUUAGACUUUGGUUGGCCGUUGGGUAAGGGAAAAGCUACAUAAAUGAUGCUCCAAUAUACACAAAAUACUAGGCAUAUGGUGGAAGCAUGGUUAAUUCUUACGCCUUUUUAAGUUGGUUCUUGUACCUACCAGGGAUGGAUUCGGUUAUAUGUAGUGUCGUUUCCUGGCCCCCUUUUUCCUCCCCAGUUCGUUCCUGUUUUUUAGAUAAUAGCCAGACUUUCUCCUUUCUUCCAUCACAAUUGCCUUUCUAUAGUUUGCCUACAAACAAUCAAAAAGGAAUUAAAUUUCAUUAA
Messenger RNA from Meloidogyne enterolobii, 638 nucleotides. NCBI's taxonomy places the organism in Eukaryota, Metazoa, Nematoda, Chromadorea, Rhabditida, Meloidogynidae. The record is from the annotation of a GenBank genome assembly.